CUGGUGGAGUUGUCUGUGGCUGAAACACCAAACAAAUCUCAAGAAUGCUGGCUUUAUAACGAAACAUAAUUUUUGUCACAAAAGAAAACAAAUGGUAUUUCAAAGUAAUACUAAGCUGCAAUUAUGUGUGCUUCUCCUCAGUCUGCAGGCUCACUGUCUGACAGGACGGUCAGUGAGUCCUGGACAGAAUGUGUCUCUUGAAUGUCCCCUCAGCACUGGAGAAGUUUACUGGUAUAGACAGGACUCGGCAGAGCUCCUUCUGGCCAUCCUGCGCUCCUUUGAGUCCACAUCCACAACCCCUUUUUAUUACAACGGGUUUGGAAAACAUUACUCUCUAGAGACGAACAGCAGGUUGCUGAUUCACAAUGUCACAAGUCACGAUUCUGGAAUGUACUACUGUGCCAGAAAGGAGGAGGAUAUAUUUGUGUUCAGCAACGGUACAAGACUGGAUGUCACAAAAGAGAACAUCAGUAAUUCCCAUUCAGGACAGAACACCACUAGUAGUGAUCAAGGCUUCUCUCAAAACAUAUGGCUAUCAGUAUCGCUGGUGUGCUCCUUCCUUUUAAAUUUUAUUUUGUUGAUUCUAGUCACAGUUUUAGUAAGGCGAUCCCGAACAUUGAAUUGUUUCUGUGCCAAGAAAUCAGAGAAACCCCAAGCGACAACUCAGCAACAAGAUUUAGCGUAUGCUGAGGUACAAAUGGCUGCGACCCAGAAGAGGAUAAAGAAGAAAGAGAUACACACCACCUAUGCUGAAGUGCAGUUUACCUGAGGCCAGAGCUAAUCCCAGGGAGGGAGCACAGUAUAAUCAACUGGGAUCAUGUUUUAAAAAUAUUUUUUCCAAAUAAGAGACUACACUUCAUUGACAUUCCUAAAGAAGACAUAGUAAAAUGUGUAAAUACCUCCCAAAAAUAAUAAUCUUAAUAAAAUUAAUUAUAAU
Messenger RNA from Lepisosteus oculatus (spotted gar), 937 nucleotides. The record is from RefSeq and is a predicted model, not a curated record. NCBI's taxonomy places the organism in Eukaryota, Metazoa, Chordata, Actinopteri, Semionotiformes, Lepisosteidae.